AUGUCCUUGAGCGACUGGGAACUAAUCUACCGCUGCGAGUUGUGCGAGAAGAAAAAGGGAGUCCUAAAGCAGACAUUUCAUAAACGCCAGGACCUUAUCCAGGAGGUCCAUCCCGCCGUGGCCACUUGCGUAACCAAGGCCCAUGAGACCACCGUUCUCAAGAUGCUCUCAAAACUGGAGGACACCUACGCUAACGUCAAUUUCACCCAGCGUUUGACGGUCUGGGAAAUUUACCAAGCGCUGAGCGAGAGACACGUGGUUAAGGGCAAGGCCAUCAGUAGUCUUGAUUUGGCAAUCAAGGGUCUCGAGGAGCUCGACUUCGACAUUUUUGCGUCUCCUCCCAGCAAGUGA
Molecule: messenger RNA, 351 nt
Organism: Colletotrichum destructivum
Lineage: Eukaryota; Fungi; Ascomycota; Sordariomycetes; Glomerellales; Glomerellaceae
Exons: 1
Coding region: 1-351 (116 amino acids)
Source: RefSeq, a predicted model, not a curated record